Messenger RNA from Nicotiana tabacum (common tobacco), 1841 nucleotides. The record is from RefSeq and is a predicted model, not a curated record. NCBI's taxonomy places the organism in Eukaryota, Viridiplantae, Streptophyta, Magnoliopsida, Solanales, Solanaceae.
CUUUCUCGUCGGUAAUUUCUCAAACACCUCUAGUGCAAGUCUGGAUGUAGUAUCUAAAUAAAAAGUAAGAUCAAAUCAUGAAAAGCACGUAAAACACAAGUCUAACAACAUAUCACCAAUUAAGUAAGAAUUUCAGAUGAAAGCAAGCUACAUCUUCUAGGGAAGAUUCAAAACAUCAUAAAGAAACAUUCUUCAAAGUAAAAAAGCAACACAAUCUUAAAUCUAAAUAACACUGGUAAUCAGAAGAGGUUGGAUAAACAAAGGAAAACACAGAAGAAAAAACUCACCCAAUAACUAUACAGACAGCACACAGUGAAGUGACGAGGGAGAAAAAAGAGUGAAACAGAGCAGAAAAAUGACGGAAGACGUUGUGAUAGACGGUGUCGUUCAAUUUCAUCUUUCAAUUUCAUAUAAUUGGGACAAUCUAUGAGGAUGUGUCAAAGUAACAGAAUAGCAUGUGUCUCUUACCCCAAUUCUCCAAAAUAACCCUACGACCCCAAUUCUCGUUAGCCGCUUAUAAUAGUAGUAAUAAUUUGAUUUUAAAUUUUCAUUUAAUCCUUAAACCUUGUGCUCACUUAUCAUUUUAAACCUAGAUUGGGAAAAGCUGAAAGGAGAAGGAAAGAGAUGGGUCUGCUGUCUCACAGAGUAGAAAGGAAUGAGAUAGCAGCAGGUGAUCAUAUCUACACGUGGAGAACUGUCUUCGCAUACUCUCAUCACGGAAUCUAUGUUGGUGGAAGCAAAGUUGUCCAUUUUACGCGUGAGCAAAAUAUUGUUUCAGGAGACACAAUUCUCUUCUCUGUUCCCCCAAAACUCUCGUCAAUUUCGAGUACAAAUGUGUCUUCGACCUGUACAAAUAUUCUUGACUGCGGAUUUCAGCACAAGGAAAGUGGGGUGGUUCUAUCUUGCUUGGAUUGUUUCCUGGGUGAUGGACUAUUGUACCGCUUUGACUAUGGAGCCAGCCCUUCAGUUUUUCUUACUAAACUCCGAGGUGGCACAUGCACAACUGCACAAUCUGAUCCUCCAGAGGCAGUGAUCCAUAGAGCCAUGUACUUGCUUCAAAAUGGUUUUGGAAACUAUGAUGUCUUCAAGAAUAACUGUGAAGAUUUUGCCUUGUACUGUAAAACAGGUCUUCUUGUUCUUGACCAAGGAGCUCUUGGAAGGAGCGGUCAAGCUGCCUCUGUUAUAAAUGCUCCUUUGGCAGCUAUUGCUUCUUCGCCCCUUAAGUUAUUCAUGUCAAGUCCGGCUGGCUUAGUCUUAGCAACCGCUGGUAUGUAUUGUUUGACGAAGUAUGUAAGUGACAUUGGUGUGAGGAGUGAUGUUACGAAGGUGAAAGUAGAGGAACUGACUUCGUUCCAUAAUUGCAAAAGCUUGAAGAAAUCCAUCAAUGAGGACCAUUGUGAUACAAGAGAGGUGACUCUUAAUCAAACAGAUACACCAGCUAAAAAGCGGCGAAGAUGUGAUUGAAACAAAAUUAGCAGUGUGCCGGACUACUCAUUUUCCAUGUUUUGAGUCAGGUGUCAAGGCUCCGACAGGACCUGGAGCCCGAAUAAAUCUUCCAAUGAGGAAUUUGAAAGGCUUGGUUUUUUACUUUUUUUUUCUUCACUUUGUUCUCCCCAGCAAGCUGAAAACCUUUUUUGCAGAAGAUGGAUUGGGGAUCUGAAGAAGGUUUGGAUUGGUCUUUGUAAAUAGCUGGACUAGUCUUUUAUUUUUCUCCAGCAAAAUGGUAUGUGCUGUUUAGUUGGUGAUAUCUCCAAUGAUUUUUGUUUUUAUUCUUGCUACGACUAAGCAGGUAACGUUAAUUCUGAUCAACAUAAAUAAGUUCCUUUUUUUUCUUUUAAAUA